This is a messenger RNA of Bufo gargarizans (Asiatic toad), 2320 nucleotides long. RefSeq names its product matrix metalloproteinase-18-like. The record is from RefSeq and is a predicted model, not a curated record. The transcript has 13 exons. Gene Ontology annotation, cellular component: extracellular matrix. The coding region runs from base 1 to 2292 and encodes 763 amino acids. Gene Ontology annotation, biological process: extracellular matrix organization; collagen catabolic process; proteolysis. Gene Ontology annotation, molecular function: zinc ion binding; metalloendopeptidase activity. Lineage: Eukaryota; Metazoa; Chordata; Amphibia; Anura; Bufonidae.
AUGGGAAAAAGAGGGACACUGCCGGACAAAGCUGCUGCUGCCGGAGGAGUGAGAACGCCUGUCACCUCUCAGGAGACUUUCAUAACCACUAAGCCAGUUGCCUCUAUAGAGACUGCUAUAACCACUAAGCCAGUUGCCUCUAAAGAAACUGCUAUAACCUUUAAGCCAGUUAUCUCUAAUGAGAUUACUGUAACCACUAAGCCAGUUGCCUCUAUAGAGACUGCUAUUAUUACUAAGCCAGUUGCCUAUAAAGAGACUACUGUAACCACUAAGCCAGUUGCCUCUAAAGAAACUGCUAUAACCUUUAAGCCAGUUAUCUCUAAUGAAAUUACUGUAACCACUAAGCCAGUUGCCUCUAUAGAGACUGCUAUUAUCACUAAGCCAUUUGUCUAUAAAGAGACUACUGUAACCACUAAGCCAGUUUCCUCUAAAGAAACUGCUAUAACCUUUAAACCAGAGACUGCUGUAACCAUCAAGCCAGUUGCCUCUAAAGAGACUGCUGUAACCAUUAAGACAGUUGCCUCUAAAGAGACUGCUGUAACCAUUAAGCCAGUUGCCUCUAAAGAGACUGCUGUAACCAUCAAGCCAGUUGCCUCUAAAGAGACUGCUGUAACCAUUAAGACAGUUGCCUCUAAAGAGACUGCUGUAACCAUUAAGACAGUUGCCUCUAAAGAGACUGCUGUAACCAUUAAGCCAGUUGCCUCUAAAGAGACUGCUGUAACCAUUAACCCAGUAGCCUCUAAUGAGACUUCUGUAACCAUUAAGUCAGUUGCUUCUAAAGAAACUGCUGUAACCAUUAAGCCAGUUGCCUCUAAAGAGACUGCUGUAACCAUUAACCCAGUUGCCUCUAAGGAGACUGCUAUAACCAUUAAGCCAGUUCCCACUUGUGAGACUUUUGUAAGCAGCAAACUUGUUCCCCCAUAUGAGUUAAGUCUGAGACCAAGAAAUCUCAGCUCCAGCACCAGAAUGUCUCUUAUCACAUCCGUGCUGAUCUGCUUUGCUGCAUCAAUUUUGGCCUUCCCUGCCAAGCAAAAAGAAGACCUGGAACUUGCAAAGAAUGUUAAAACCUCUGAAGCAUCUGCUGCCACUGGAAGGAUCAUCAGGCCUGUUCCAAAACCAUUUGUCUAUCUGAAGAAAAAAAUUGAAAUGGAUCCAGAUAUUACAUUAAACCAAACUAAACGUGAUGCUGUCCAGGAGUCACAAAUACGUGUAUGGAAAAACACCAACCUAACAUACAGAAUUGUAAACUUCACGCCUGACCUUCCUAAAGCUGAUGUGGUUUCUGCCAUCAAAAGAGCUUUCAAAAUCUGGAGCGAUGUGACCCCAUUGACCUUCAAAAGGGUCCCCAAAGGAAUAAGUGAUAUUGAAAUAGAAUUUGUCACUGGAGAUCACAAGGACAACUCCCCAUUUAAUGACACUGAUGAGCAGUUGGCCCAUGCGUUUGGACCCGGUCCUGAUAUUGGUGGGAACAUCCAUAUAAACGAUGCUAAUAACUUUACUACAACUAACCAGCGAUACAACUUGUUUCUGAUGGUUGCUCAUGAAAUUGGACAUUCCCUUGGUUUAAGCCAUUCUGGUACUUACGGAGAUCUAAUGUACGGAGAAUACCAGAACACUGAUGCCUCAGACUUCCUUCUUCCACAAAACGACAUAAACGCAAUACAGCUUCUCUAUGGUCCUUCUCCAGAGCGUACAGUUCAGCUGACCGGUCCGACAACCCCAUCUAUUUGUGAUAACAACACUGUGAUUGAUGCUGUCACUACUCUUCGCCAGGAUCUCUUUUACUUCACACAGAGAUUUGUGUUACGAAAAGUUUCUGAAAUGGAACAAGUGGAACUAGAAUUCAUCCAGACCUUUUGGCCGUUCCUUCCGAAUGAUGUUGAUGCCGCCUAUGAAAACCCUUAUAUGGAUAGUGUUAUUGUUUUCAAAGGAACCAAAUUCUGGAGUUUUUCUGAGUUAAAUGUUCAAAAGGAAGGCAGUAUCUAUGAAUUUGGGUUCCCCAAGAGCGUCAAGUCAAUUCACGCAGCGGCCUAUGUUCAAGACAAGGACAAAACUUACUUCUUUGUGAAUGAUAAGUACUGGAGAUAUGAUGAAGAUACCCAGGUUAUGGAUAAAGGAUUCCCCAGGAAUAUAGAAGAUGAUUUCCCAGGAAUUCAACCAAGAAUCAAUGGCGCAGUGUUCUACAAAGGUGGAUUGCACUUGUUUAAAGACCAUCUGCAAUAUGAGUUCUGUCUGGAUACAAGGAGAAUUAAGCAGGUUACAAGUAUUACCAGCUGGAUGGGAUGCAAAUGAAAAUGAAAGGCCUUCAUAUAAAUCACUG